GUGUGUAUGGAAGCCCAAUCGCCGCAGCUGCAGUGCCUCGCCCGCGCCGCCCCUCGCCCAGCAAUCGUGCUCCGAAACCGGCUCGCUGCGACUGCAGUGUACAUAUUUUCGCAUGCAUCCUGUCCGUCUGUCCGAGAUACAGUUGGAUCUGUAGGUCUUACGUGGCAGGUAUUCCUAGGUUCGAUCCAGUGCGUGUCAGACCAGUCAGUACUAGUGGCUUCGUCGCGGUAGGUUCCGUUCCGUGGUGUACCUCGCACCGUCGGCUCGAAGGUACCGUUGUAUGCCUCGCACCGCACGCAUCGGCUCGGUGUUUCUAACUGAUUGACGGGCCGAUGUUGGCGAAAUCCGGAUAACGAGUCUGGUGCUGACGCCUCGAGUCGGGCUGUCGGUGCGGUUGAACGACAUGCGGCGCGGAUCCCCUUGGGAUCCCCUUUUCGACACGGAUUCCCUAUCGCUUCAUCCGAUCAAAGACGCCUCCUUACGUGUGAAACUUAUAACUGCCUUCCCCAGUUACGUACGACUGCUUUCCCGGCUACGCUACUAGUGCGAUAAUUCCACGGCGUACGCGUUAUAGAAGGGCGAGCCAGGAAUCGCUGGAUGAGACGCGGAUGAAACACCGGUAAACUACGCAAUCGAGCACCACCAAACUCAUGUUCCAUACCGGCCAUGUGGCAAAACGGGCAUGUGCCAUUACGGCAUGUGUCAACGAUACUUGGAGCGGCGAUCUCGUUGAGUCAACCAAGUUUUCCCUGUCAACAGCCAGCGACGAUUGCAAAUCCGGACAUGCUAACUACCUCGUUCGCGGCGCACGGAUUAUGGUUAGGCGGGAUGCACCAGCCUUCGAGCCGAGGGAAAUCCGGACAAGGUCGGACUUGGUAACCACCUGCUUCGCGGCGAAUGGAUUAUGGUUGCCCGGAUGCACCAGCCUCCAAGCUGAGACAAGGUCACAGCCAGACAUAGUAACUACCUCACUCGUUGUCUUGGAAGCGCUAUGACGCGCCGCCACUUCUGGCCAAUCCGACAUCGGCUCUGUCAUGCCUUGUCAGCAUGGCAGCGUGUGGGUCAGCAUGCGAACGCGUCUCGAGGAGGGAAGGCAUGGUCGGCUGGUGGCUGAAAACCAGGCAACAAGGCAACAAGGCAACGAGCUAGCAGGGAGCAUCGUAUAAAAAGGAGCCAAGUCCCCAUGGCUUUCAUCACAGUUUCAAGCACCCACCUCCGAGGUCUCAUUGUGGGCUUUCCUCCACCCUUCCCUCGGCCUCUCCUCUGCUUCUCCUCCGUUUUCGCCUCCGUUUCCAAUGGCUCCUCUCGCUGCUCGUCUGCUGCUGCUGGCCGCGCUGGCGGUGUGUCUGCUGGCCGCUCCUGCCCAUGCCGGGAGGGACCUCGGAGUGAAGACGGCGGGCCCGCGGAUUCUGGCUGCGGAGACCUACUCUCACGACCAGGAGCUGCCGGACUACCUCGACCACAUCCCCCGCCGCAAGGCCCUCGCCACCACGUGCGGGCGCACGACGGUGGUGAUAAAGUCGCAGUACCUGGGGCCGUACGACCUGCACAACUACAUUUUCAACAUGACCUUCUACAACGGCUGCGCCUUCAACGUCACCAGCCCGCUGCGCGUCUUCCAGUGCCAGGACUUCGGCAAUGUGUGGCAGGGCAUUCUCAAGAACCCCGCCAAAAACCCCACGAAGUACCAGACGGGCGAGAUCUUCGGGCCGGUGCCGGACCUGCCGGGGUACUGCGACCUGAUGAUGAACCGCGGGCCCCUUGGGAACAUCCAGAUGUACCGCGGCGAGACGGUGCACGUGCUGUACGCGUGGACCAUGCCCACCCGCCCGUGCCCGCACGAGCUGCACUUCAGCAACGGCAACCAGUGGAUCAUGACCUCGCCCAACAUCGAGUGCGUCAUCGCGCCGCAGUCUUAGGCAUUGAGGCUGAAGGUUCUGGAGGGUUGGGGUUGGGGUUAGGGCUCUCCUCUCCACCCCUCCCUAACCUAAGGGCUAGAGGUUCUUCAAGAGAUGGCUGUGGGAUGGAGCGGCAAGGGGGUUUCACUUCAUCAGGAGUUGAGGCAGGGGUUUUUUCAGGUGGUUGCGGCUUGGAGGAUUUGAGGUUCCGUGGGACCGCGAGGAGAGGAGACAGUUACGGUGACAAGGUGUUGUGAUAGGUGGAGGGGGGUGGCACUGGUGGCGAGGGCUGGAGCUGGUGGGAAUAAGUGCACAUGCGUGCGAUAAAUGUAGUUGUGAUUUAUGGAAAUUUAUAUAAAGAACAGGUGGAACUCUCUUGGUG
Messenger RNA from Closterium sp. NIES-67, 2280 nucleotides. NCBI's taxonomy places the organism in Eukaryota, Viridiplantae, Streptophyta, Zygnematophyceae, Desmidiales, Closteriaceae. The record is from the annotation of a GenBank genome assembly.